Messenger RNA from Panicum hallii, 1553 nucleotides. RefSeq lists its product as uncharacterized. The record is from RefSeq and is a predicted model, not a curated record. Gene Ontology annotation, molecular function: protein binding. The transcript has 2 exons. The coding region runs from base 1 to 414 and encodes 137 amino acids. NCBI's taxonomy places the organism in Eukaryota, Viridiplantae, Streptophyta, Magnoliopsida, Poales, Poaceae.
AUGGAGAGCGAUCAGGAAGGGAUGGAAAACCGGCCGCCGCAGGGGCAGGAGGACCUGGUGCGGCUGCUGCCCGACGACGUGCUGGCCGCCGUCCUCAGCCGCCUCGCGCCCCGCGACCUCGCCGCGUCGCGCUGCGCCCGCAAGGCGUGGCGCGCCGUCGUCGACGACCGGCGCCUGCUCCUCCCGCGCAAGGUCGUCGGCAUCUUCAUCGACUUCAACUGCCUCAGCUCCUGUGAGUUCUUCGCCCGCCCCACGGCGGGCAGCGCCAUCUCCGGCGAGCUCGACUUCCUGCCCCCCGACGCGAGGUCCAGCAUCCAGGACCACUGCAACGGCCUCCUCCUAGGCUACAACGGUGUCCUCAAUCCUGCCACCGGAGGUGGGCGCGUGUGCCGCCGUGCCCGCCUCCCCUCAUGAAGCGCGCGCGGGUACUUCCACCGCGACGAUUACCUCGUGUUCGAUCCCACCGUAUCACCGCACUACGAGGUGGUAGUGAUCCCAAGAACUGUAUACAAGAACUGCAGUCCGGGUGACCCAUCUAUGUCUCGGCGUGCUAAAUAUGAGCUAGAUCCUUCGAUCGAGGAAUCAGAAUGGCCACCGUCCCGAUACGUCCUACAUGUCCUCUCAUCUAAGACAGGGAGAUGGGAGGAGAGGCCUUUCGUCCGCAAUGGGCGUGCGAUGGGGAUUGUCAGGGACAUGCGGAAGGCUUUUCUUUUCAAUGUGAAGCACUAUGCAGCUUACUGGCAGGGAGAACUUUAUGUGCACUGCGAAGCAAAUUUUGUUAUGCGGGUAUCUUUGUCAGACAAUGAGUACCAAAUAAUUAAACCACCAGUUGGCGGUUGAAGCGUCCACCAGACCUGAGGCACUUCACCUGGGAAAAUCAGAGAAGGGAGUGCAUUGUGCGCUGGUUGAUGAGUCCAACCAGACGUGGCAAAUUCGGGUAUGGACCCUUAAGAAGCUGUGCGACCAAAUGGAGUGGGUGUUGAUGCACCAAGCCAACCUCGGGCCUCUUCUGGCACGUCAAGACUACGACUAUCAAAUUGAUGGACCUCGGAUCUUAAGUGACAUCUAUUAUCGUCGACGUUGCGGUAAAGGGGGAGAAACUGUAGUGCAAGAUAGGGUUGCCGAGGACUACUACGACGAAUUCAUUGACUUCCUUGGUUUCCAUCCCUAUAAGGAAGUUGUGUUUUUGAGCGAGUCAAGCACAACAGGAGUGGCUUAUCAUCUGAAUAGCUCCAAGGUUCAAGAGCUGGGUUUUUUUAUAUCCUACAAAUUACAAAGACGUUGCUUCCCGAGAUCGACUCAUAAGACAGUCCUUCCCGUACACACCAUGCUGGAUGGGAGAGUGUCCCCCCAAGUGAAUGAUUUAUCUUGUUUUGAAGGUUGUCAGCUGAUGGUGGAAAGUGAUUCAAUUCUGGAACAUAAGGCCUGUUGAUUAUAUUUGAGAGCCAUGAACUUUUACUUUAUAAAGGGUGUUAUUUUUCUAUCAGGAGAUGUUAUGAGUGGCCAUCUUUUUUUAUAUAUAUUUCUGUUCUUGCUGCUGUCAAUUGUCAUGA